CAAACGCGUUUCUCACUCACAGAACAUCCAUACAGACGCCUUAAUGGCAUUAGGAAUGGUAUUAUCUAUCAUGAAGAUUGCAAUCUGCCCUUCUGAUGCCUCCCGCCGCUAGUUUCUUUCUGUCUUUGGUCUGCCUCUGCUUAUAUACCACUGUCGUCGUUAGCCGAGUAUUGAGCUACCAGCUGACCUACUUUCUGCGCUCUCAGCCGCCCGGUCCUGUUUACAAGCCACAGCCAAGCCGAGGAUGAGGAGUACUGUACCUGGGAAACAGACGGGUAAAACCCGCUGCUAAGCUUGAGAAAGCACAAAAAGAAGGACUACAUUAAAAUUAGCCGAGAGUUUUUGGAUUAUUGAGGAGUGUGACAGCAGCGCAGGAAGGGACACCGGCGCUUAAUAACGCGUUAAUAACUUGUUAUGCAAUUGAAGGCUUUGGGUGAAUGAGCCGCUGCUAGUUGAGCUCGGCUGCUAUGUUGGACUUUGAAGAGGAAAAAUGACGGCGCCGGUUAAAGUGACGAAUGGCUUUUCAUUUCUGCCGGACACUCUUUCUUCAGGAUUCUACAGGACUUCAGGGGAAUCAAGGAGGUGGUGGGUAACUGGUCCCCUGUAGGUUUUUCCAAUAGAGCGUUCCGACAAGGUCAGAACUGAUGGGACUUCCAAGACUUCAGAAAGGGCCUGUUUGGCAGAGGGAGUGAAUAUGGACAACCUUUCAGACUUCGGCGGCCCGUGUCCGUCCACCCUUAGGAAAUGGGAUACGAACAGCUGUGUGGAGGACUUAAUGGAUGAAGAUGAGAAGGACAGGGCAAAAAGAGCAUCGCGUAACAAAUCCGAAAAGAAAAGAAGAGACCAAUUCAAUGUGCUUAUCAAGGAGCUAUGCACCAUGCUGCAGGGUCAAGGCCAUCCGCGCAAGAUGGACAAAUCAACCAUACUGCAGAGGACUAUUGACUUUUUACAGAAACAGAAAGACAUCACUGCGCAGAAUGAAAUUUGUGACGUGAAGCAGGACUGGAAGCCGUCAUUCCUCAGUAACGAAGAGUUCACUCAGCUCAUGUUAGAGGCCCUGGAUGGCUUCCUUGUUGCAUUGACAACAGAUGGCAGCAUCAUAUAUGUGUCUGACAGUGUGUCUUCACUUAUUGGCCAUUUACCGUCAGAUAUGGUGGACCAAAAUAUCUUGAAUUUCCUCCCAGAGCGGGAACACGGAGAGGUGUACAAGCUGCUAUCAUCCCACAUGCUGAUGACUGACCCCAUCGCUGCUGAUUUCCUUGACAGUGAGGGACAUAUUGAAUUUUGUUGUCAUCUAGCCAGAGGAAACAUGGACCCAAAGGAGCCGCCCGUUUACGAGUAUGUCAAGUUUGUCGGAGAUUUCAAAUUUCAUAACAAUGUGCCUACGUCUUCUUGUAACGGCCACGAACUGACGUUACCGAGAGGUCUGCAGUCGUCGCUGGAGGAGCAGGUCUGCCUCAUCGCCACAGUACGAUUAGUCACUCCACAGUUUCUGAAGGAUUUGUGUAACGUGGAGGAUCCUUGUGAUGAAUUCACAUCCAGGCACAGCCUUGAGUGGAAGUUCCUGUUUUUAGAUCACAGAGCAUCACCAAUCAUAGGCUAUUUACCCUUUGAGGUGCUUGGAACGUCGGGCUAUGAUUACUAUCAUGUGGAUGACUUGGAGCUAAUAGCCCAGUGUCACAAGCAAUUAAUGCAGUUUGGAAAGGGUAAAUCCUGCUAUUAUCGCUUCCUGACCAAGGGACAGCAGUGGAUUUGGCUUCAGACUCAUUACUACAUCACUUACCACCAGUGGAACUCCAAACCCGAGUUCAUUGUCUGUACUCACACCGUUGUCAGUUACGCUGAAGUGCGGGCUGAACGGAGGAGAGAUUUUGGUCUGGAGGAGCUUUCUCCACCCGAGAUAGCGCCAUCCUCUGUGAAGGCACAGGAGCUGUACUUGGACAUCUGCUCCACUCUGGACACGACAAAGGACAGAAACAGCGGUGCACAUUCAGUGUCCUCCCACAGCUCUCGGAAAUCUUCCCACACUGCUCUGUCAGACUCUUUGUCAGCGAACUCCUACACAGAGGCCUGCACACCAUCAUGGCCGUCAGCUUCCAUUGGACCAGAGAAGACACCUGCCAGAAUCCAGCCCAGGGGAUCAAAGAGUUUGGCUCAAAGACAAAAUUCCUUUGACCUCGUUCCCCAAAUGAGCCUCUCCCUUUCUCCAACCUGUAGCAAGCACUCCACAAUGCAGCAACAGUCGCAGCAGCAGCAGCAGCAGCAGCAAUCCUCUGUGUAUCAGCUGCAGCAGCCUCAGCUCGGCGUAAUGAACCAGCUGAAAGAACAACUGGAGGAGAGGACGCGCAUUCUGCAGGCCGACAUUAAGACGCAGCAGCAGGAGCUGCACGACAUUAAGGAGAAGCUCCAUCUUGCCAAUUUACAGAUAUUGUUACAGCAGCCUAUCCACAAUGAAUUCAGUCAGGCCCAACAGCAACAACAACAACAGCUGCAACCACCCCAGCAGCAGCAGCAGGGACCUGGAAGGCCAGCACAGCAGGACCAGAACCAAUCCGGUGUCAUUAGGGAGCUCUCAGGCCAACCCAAACCAUCAGCCUGCGGGACUCACGGUUCAUCACCACACUCUUCCCUGAGAGAAAACACCUCACCGUCCGCACAGCUUCAGCAGAGGAUCGCUCGGAGCAGACAGACCCAGUCAGUGAGUUUACCAAUGCAGACAAACACGAGCCUGACCACACCCUUCUACAGCAACCCUAUGAUGUUCUCCCAGACCAACACGAGGCCUCAGCAAGACACAAACCAAAGACAGACAGAUAACCAGUUCAGCCCCGACGGACAGUUACGAAUGCUUCUCAACGAGCCGAUGCAGACUCUGGUUCCUACGAGCAGCGUCACUUCACAGCCCUCCCAGUGCAACAUGGGCAUCUCCCAAACCCUAUACAGCCUGGAGCAGCCAAUCACCUCGUUUACCAUGCAACAGGUCAACUGCAACGCUGUGCUCGUGCCAUCCCCUGUUUUCAGUUCCCCCAUAAUGAUCCCACACAACACCUUCAUCACACACCAGGCCCAGUCAGCCUACCACAGCCAGCCUCAGGCCUCUCAGCACUCCGUCCAGCUCCAGCAGCCGCAGCAGUUCUUUCAGAUGACUCAAGGACUUGUACAUGGUGGAUCUGCUCCAGCUUUCCUACACACCACUAAUGUCCCACAGCAAAGCACCAUGGGAUACAUUCAGCAGCAGCCACAAACACAGCAACUGCCACUGGCACAGCAGCAACAACCACAGCAGCAGCAAAGGCAGUACCAACAUUCCCAAAACCAGGCAGGCAGUGUUUCAGACUUCAGGAACAUGUUGGCUCGGUAGCACUGAGGACUUCAUUGGAGCGCUGAGGAUCUGCCUCCCUGACGCCGCCUGGCAGGUGGCAGCACGUCGUGAAGCCUCCUAAUUCAGGAGAAGCCGGCCUGCACGUCGUCACAGUGACACCACAAGCAGAAGAUGCACUGACCCAGCAAGACCUCCAGGAUCCGAGGACAUUCAGGUGUCGGGUCGUCAUCAGGAGGCCACAAUGUACUCAGUAAAACUGAUGCAACAAGUGGAUUAUCAUAGUUUAUUUGAAAAAAAAAAAAAAACUAAAACUGUUUUACAUCAACAUGUGGAGGUUUUCUUCUAGCAAAGUUCUCAUAUACUGUAGGUGUUUGCACUUUGGUACCACCAUCUACCUAGAAGUAGAAUAUUUAUUUAUUUUUACCUAAGAUCAAACAUUCUGCUCUGUUCAUGAUCUCAAGGUCAACUCCGCCCCUGCGACAUGACGUUAAACUGCUUAUAUUAAGACUUUAUUUCCGAUAAAAAUGGAGAGCCUAAUGUGAGUCCUGUUAUCUCCCCUAGAAACAUGAUUUCUGCACAUCCAGUCACUACAGCAGAGCUUUACAGGACAGGACAAUGGUGUGAUGACCACUUUAUCAAAAGGGAGGUAGGAUGUAACAUACUACAGUUGGAAGCUGGAGGUCCAUCUAGAUUUUUAAAGCCUCAAUCUGGGACAGACGGAGUGAGUGGUUAUGUAGCUGUCCCAUCACUGGUCUCACAGAAGCACCACAGAUCUCAGAAACUGAAGCACCAGGUCUCAGCGAGCUGAGAGGCAGGGGGGAGGAAUUGUGCCUUCAAACGUAAUAACGUUCAUGUUGUUGUUUGAUGGGUUGCGUCUGAUUAUGGCUUUAAAAAUCCAGCUCAGGUCCAUUUGGAAUAUAAAAGGUAUAUUUUCAUAAGAGCAUAAUUUGUUAUUAAAACAUAAGACAUCCAGAUUUAUAUAUAUAGUGAUGUUUGGGACUUUCGUGUUUGCAGUAAGUACUUUCUUUCUGAGCAGUGUUUGUGAGUCAAUCAGUAUAUCUGUGACCUACACAACUGAAACUACCUUUUGGAGAUACAAGCUAGUUUUAUACACCAAUGUACUGACAGAUAUUGCUCCUCUGUACUCAGAGGUACAUGCUUGUCCUUGCCCCAUUAUUGUUUCAUAAAAACCUCACGCACACAAGAAAAGUGUAAAUUCUCGUUCCUGACAGUCCAACCAACUGCAUGAAUGGAAACUUGAACCCUACCCUGGUAAACAUGUAUAAAAAGCCUUCAAAUGAAUUCACCAUUUAUGUUAGUAACAUGAUGUUGAAUAAACCUAGCCUUUAAUUUGAUUAUAUUUAUGAAGUGGGGAA
Girardinichthys multiradiatus is the source of this 4698-nucleotide messenger RNA. RefSeq names its product neuronal PAS domain protein 2 (gene npas2). NCBI's taxonomy places the organism in Eukaryota, Metazoa, Chordata, Actinopteri, Cyprinodontiformes, Goodeidae. The transcript has 22 exons. Gene Ontology annotation, molecular function: RNA polymerase II cis-regulatory region sequence-specific DNA binding; DNA-binding transcription factor activity, RNA polymerase II-specific; protein dimerization activity. The coding region runs from base 695 to 3361 and encodes 888 amino acids. Gene Ontology annotation, cellular component: cytoplasm; nucleus; CLOCK-BMAL transcription complex. The record is from RefSeq and is a predicted model, not a curated record. Gene Ontology annotation, biological process: circadian regulation of gene expression; regulation of transcription by RNA polymerase II.